UGGACCUCGCACACCUUCCAGGGGUGGCACGUUUACGGGCUGAAGAAAGGCGUGUCAAUGCUGCAGAUGAACGCCAUGCGGUACCACCGCGACCCAACGACCAUGAUAUGAGAGUGCACAACUCCCCCUCCCCCUCAUUCGCGUUGCGUGAACAGCAACGCAAGCGCUGGCAAACAAAAACAUGCCGCUUUUGCAUGACAAAUUCCUGAGAGGAUUGUAGUGCUGUUUUGGCCUACUUCGGAAGUUGUCAUGCACAAGGUGCUUCUAACAGGCAGAAGAUAGUUAGAUUUGGGAUUUUGCAUGACAAAUGAGGGCGAGGCGGUGGAGUUGUUCACUGUCAUACAUGAAAUUCGGCCACCUCAAGGAGGAAUGGACCACCUGGCGCCAAAACGUAGCGCAUCGCGGCCUGUUUCAGAACAUUUGGCAGACGGGGAUACGCGGGUUUGAGCAUAUCGAAAGGAAAAAUCCCCCCUCCCUAUAUCGAAAUGGAAAUCUGUGAUGCGGGAUUUGUGUACACAAAUCAGGUUUGUAUUGCAGGAUGGCACUGCGGCCACAUCCCCAGGCUAGGUAGGGGCGUAUCGGUCUAGUUGUUCAGCAUGGCAAACGGCUCCCCUUUAGGCCCAGCAGCAUGACAAAUCGCCUCCAUAAUGGGGGCGAAGCUUUUGCCCUUGUCUUCUUGCAAGACAGACGCGAUUUGUGGCCUCAAAUCAGCAACGCAAAUCGUCGGAGACAUAUCUUUUCGAUAUGGGGAGGGCGGAUUUUUCCUUUCGAUAGAGCACUCGCUGGAGUCUUCCGCGGGAAUGGGCGACAAGACCACCAUAUGCAUUGCAAAAGUAUCGUACUCCUACUCGUAUAAAAAUAAAUACAUGACAAAUUUUCUCAGCAUGAGAAAUAAAAUUUGUCAUGCUGAUUUACCUUACGAAUAAUAUUUGUAAUGCAAGACCUGCGUUUAUACGAGUACGAUACUUUUGCACAGGAUACACCACUCCGGCGACCACCAAGACAUGGGGCCAGACUAUUCGCGACGCCUGGGACGACUAUCCUGAUUAAAAACGUCCCCACAACAGAGUCAAGAUGGGGAAUCUGCUAGACAGAUCAACCAGCUUUGGGUGUUUGGCAUGACAAGUUUGUCCUCGUAGUGUAAUCCUGUUUAGCUAGUUCAGAAGCAUCACAGACCUAGCAUAGAAGCAUGCUGAUUCUAGCAUAGCAAAUAACUCCAAAACACAAAUAGAAAAUGCUUCUCAAUGGGCUCCGCAUGAGAGACUUUUUUGGCAUGCAGAAUUGCAUCACAACUACGGGGCGGGGACGUUUUUGCGUGGGAUAACGACCCCUACGCAGCCAUGAACCAGGUAAAGACUACGGCGGUGGCGGGUCUCGAGUAUCAAAUGCAAAUAUGUCUGGGUCUGGAAAUUUGUGAUGCUAAAAUGUGCAUGAUGAAAACAGUUCCUCAUGCAGGAAAGCAUGACAAGGCUGCACACUGCUUUAUCAUACGAACUCCGCAUGAGAAUAAAUUGCGUUUUUGUACAACCACGUGCGAGGCUGCCACUUUUGUUGGUCAUGCAACACAAAUUUCACAGGAAUGCAAGACCAGCAUUACAAGUUCCAACUUUCCAGACCCGGACAUAUUUGCAUUUGAUAUCGAGCAGGCCAAGCAGAAAGCUUCGGACACGUACACCACCUACGUGAGCCCGUACACCACCAUGGUGACUGAUAAACUUAUCAAAAGGAAAAAUCCCCCCUUCCUAAUCCUAUACUACAAAGGUAUAUUUUUGGAAAUUUGCGAAGGUGAUUUGUGGUCACAAAUCGUGUCUGUCUUGCAAGAAGGCAGCCCCGCAGUCUCCGCCGCAUUGUGCAGGCGGUUUGUCAUGCUGUUGGGCCUACUACAGCGCGGCCGUUUAUCGUGCUAAGUGCCUAGGCCAAAACCUCUCUACUUACCCUUAGUAUCGGCCUGCAGUGCUAUCCAGAAAGACCGAUCUGAUUUGUGUACACAAAUCCAGCAUCAGAAGUUUCGUUUUGAUAUGGGGCGGGGGGAUUUUUCCUUACGAUAAAACUGAAGGACUAUUUUCCGACCGUGAUGAGCCUCGCCCCCGAAGGCGCCACCGUGGCGGUAACGGAAAUCGUGCUAUCAACUGUAAAAGUGUCUGGGUCUGGAAGAAUCCAACUUGUCAUGCUGAUUUUGGAUUCUGAAAAAAUCUGUAUUGCAUGAGCAGCAAAGAGAGUCCAAGUUUUGCUACACGGAAAGAGCAUUUGUCAUGCGGUAUAGGCAUCAGGAAGCCCUCACAAAGUCUGUGAUGUUAGGGCAUGCAUCACAGCCAUCAGGAGUCAUGCAAAUUGUGCAUGACAAACCUGGCAAUCUUCCAGACCCAGACACUUUUACAUUUGAUACGUGCAGGAAGGGGCGGAUGACGCGAUGGUAGUAUGACAGUGCACAACUCCCCCCCCUUCUCAUUUGUCAUGCAAAAUACCCAAUCCACCCAUUGGCUCUUAGCACUGUUUGCAUGACAAGUUCUGGUUGCCCAACUAGCACUACACUCCAGUGCAAAUUUGUCAUGCAAAACCGGCAUUCUUGCUUAGUACCCUUAGGUUCGUUUGUAUUGCCGUUCAUGCGAUACAAAUGAGGAGGAGGGGGAGUUGUGCACUGUCAUAGGUAGCGGGUACCAUCCACAAGUCCGGUGAUCUGCUCGGAAACCUUAUCCUGAGUAAAAACGUACCCACACCAGAGUCAGGAUGAGGAUUUUGCAACACAAACCUAGGAGUUUUGUGAGUCACGCAUGACAAGUUGCGCUAUGCAGCGUAGUGCAGGUUAGCAAGUGCAGCCGCAUCACAGAUUCAUCUGCUCAUCCUGUUCACAGCAUCACAAAUUCCAAAACACGAUUGGAAAUGGCUCUCAUGCGGAUGCGCAUUGCAAGUCUUCCUGUCUUUGCAAAUCUGCAUUACAACUCUGGUGUGGGUACGUUUUUCCUCAGGAUAAACCUGAUGAACUCGCUGAAACAUCACGUAGGAAUAUCAAAUGCAAAAAUGUCUGGGUCUGGAAACUUGUGAUGCUGAGUGGCGUAGCAUGAGGAGGCCACGAGUGCUGGCUCAGCAUGACAAAUUUCUGAGCUUGUAGAUGUUGCCUAUUCUGCAUGACAAACAGCGUCUCCGCAUGACAGAAAAGCGCGGCUCUUGGGCAACGUGCAUGACAGAUUUAAGAGUCAUGCCAGAGAAGCAUGACAAACAUUCACUCUUCCAGACCCAGACAUUUUUACAGUUGAUAAGGAAGGUUUGCAAACAAGAUUGCCAGCCACCUGGCAACCAACGCCCCGCGCACCUACGCGGCCACUUCGAGCGCGGUGGCAAUUGGGUCCGUGGUGGCGCAGCACACCGUUAUGGAUUGCAAAAAUGUCUGGGUCUGGAAACUUGGAAUGCUAAAAGUGAAUGAUAGACGUACUGCAAUACGCAGCUAUGCAUAACAAAAUUUUUGGCUGCCAUGUCUUACGUAUUCCGCAUGGCAAACUGCGUUUUUGCAUGACAGGCAAGAGGGCCUUUUCGUGCCUAUGCAACACAGAUUCUCGAGUCAUGCCAGACAAGCAUGACAAACUCCCAUUCUUCCAGACCCAGACAUAUUUGCAUUUGAUAACCGUGGCCAGCGCGCAAUUCCAGACCAUGGCCUUCGACGUCGCCUCCGACGUGAUUCAGCGACGGUAUGCUGUGUCGAAGCGUCCCCAACCCAUACGUCAAGAUGGCAAAUCUGCAACACAAAUCUCCAAGUUUUCUGAGUUCUGCAUGACAAGUUUCAAUCUGCAGUGUAGUGCUGGUUAGCAAGCAAAGCCGCAUGAGGAAGCCAUUUAUUUCUCAUCCUGUUUACAGUAUUACAUAUGGCACACCACGAUUGGAAAUGCCUCUCAUGGAGAUGCGCAUUCCCAACGAUCCUGUCAUUGCGCAACUGCAUGACAACGCUGGGGUGGGGACGUAUUUGCUGAGGAUAGACGGCUAGCUGCGGCCAUCAUGCCGACGGUGCUGAAAAUCGAGUCGCAGCUCAGCAUAUGGAUUGCAAAAAUGUCCGGGUCUGGAAGAAUGCUGGAGUUUGUCAUGCAGAUUUUGCAUGGCCCAUGAGGUCUGUGAUGCAUGCCCGAGCAUCAGAGAUUUUGCGAGCGCUUUCUGAUGCUCAUACCGUGUGAGAAAUACCCUCCUCUCCGCGAGGCACAAACUGCACUUCUUUUGCUGUUCAUGCAAUACAGAUUCUAUGUAGAUUCCAAAAGUAGCAUGACAAGUUGCAUUCUUCCAGACCCAGACAUUUUUACAUUUGAUACAGCAAGGCGUUUGACGCCUCGUUUUGCAAAAUCUUUGGGCAGGAGUAUUGGCUUAUCACACAGAAAAAAGCUGGCAGGGCACAUCUGUAAUGCAAAAAUAAAUACACAAAAAAACCUGUAUUGCAUGUCGGAAGCAGCAUGCUAUGGGGCCACCCAUGACAAAUUUUUGUGUGUAUUUGUUUUUGCAUUACAAAUAUGCCCUGCCAGCUUUUUUCUGUGGGAUAUGGCUCCAGGCCGCCCGCGGCUCGGGCGGCCAGGACCAUAGUGACCAAUCUACAUUGAAUCGAGGCACAAUUGCAACUUCCCGGGGGCAGCAAGCCUUCGCUGCGUCGAAGAUGGAUGCUUUUUUUGUGAAGCUCCUGGCCGUUUUCGGGAACAAGAUUGAGCGGGUGACCGCCUUUCUGCAGAAGAGCAUCUUUGCCGUGAUGGGCGGCGCCUCGGCCGCCGCCGGGCUUGGCGGGUCCGUCGCGGGCACCAUGGUGGGCCGAAACAACCUGCAGACCAUGCAAGACUGGGUUGCCGCCGGCUUCGUUCUCACCUCCACAGCGGGGAUGGUUGGACACAACGCCUACUACGACAUGUCUUCCACAAAUAUCGCAAGAAAAAACUGUUUCACUGUAAAGUUGUGAUGCAUGAAAUGGAACACAGAAGAAGUAUUUGUCUUGCUACACAUGCAAGAAAGUGUAUUUUUAGCUGGGUCUCCUCUUAGGAAGCUUGCAUGGCACAUUUUCUCUGUCAUGUAGAGCGAACUUGUCAUGCAAAACCUGCAAAAUCCUUUCAGUGAAACACUUUUUUCGUACGAUAACAGACCACCACCGUGCCACAGAACGGCGAGCCAGUCCGACGGCGACGCAAUUUCUGUCCGCGGUGGCGGUCGGGGGGUCGUUGGUAAGGCUCGGCACCGAAAUUCUAUCCUAUGUGAAAACGUCCCCACCCCAUAGUUCUCAUGCUAGUCUGCAUGCUGAAAAUGUUUCUCAUGCGGAUCCCCAUGGGAAGCAUUUAUUUCUAGUGGUGUUGCGGAAUUUGUCAUGCUCCAAUCAGAAUGAUAUGCUAGAUCUGUGAUGCUGCUGAAGUAGCUAAACAGGAUUACACUACGAAAACAGACUUGUCAUGCGCAACAGCCAAAAAUGGUGGAUUUGUGUAGCAGGUUUGCCAUUUUGACUCUGGGGCGGGGACGUUUUUACACAGGAUAGAUUCACGGGCAAAUUCAGUCCGCCACGCGGCAAUUCGAAGCUAUGGUGGACAAACAGACGGACAUCCAGACCCUUCUGGCAAAUAUCAAAUGCAAAAAUGUCUGGGUCUGGCAAGUUGGAACUUGUAAUGCUAGUCUUGCAUUCCUGUGAAAUUUGUAUUGCGUGACCAACAUCAAAAGUGGCAGCCUGCUCUCACGUCAUACAAAAACGCAGUUUCUCAUGCGGAGUUCGUACGAUAAAGCGUUGUGCAGACUUGUCAUGCUUUCCUGCGUGAGGAAGUGUUUUCGUUAUGCACAGUUUAGCAUCACAAAUUUCCAGACCCAGUAGACAUAUUUGCAUUUGAUAGCAAAGAGUGUGCUGCAACAGAGCCACGCGGCGGCGAACAGCGGCGAUAAUACCCAUUUCGCUAGUGGUCAACGAACGGGCGUCGACCAGAAACAGACGAAGAUCACUCGGCGCGAGCUGCAGCAAUUUUGGCAGAGCGCGGAGGGCAAGUAUCUGCAGAAGCAGUGGGAUCGAAACUUUUCGAACAGCGAGCAGCUGGGGUUAAUUCUCGAAUCGCAGAACCAGCAGACUACCACCGUGAUGGACACGAUUGUGGAAGAAAUGGAGAAAAUUCGUGCCAGACGUGAGCAUAUGCAUUGCAAAUAUGUCUGGGUCUGGAGGAAUACAAACUUGUGAUGCGCAUUUCAGAACACAGAAAAAUCUCUCAUGCAUAGGUAGCAAAAGCUGCCCACUUUCUGUCACCAAAAUGGGGGAUUACUAUCUAAACUGCAGCAGCUGGUCAAAAAUGCAUGCGAGGGGUAUGUUCGGGGGUAUGUUCGGGGGUGUGUCAGGGGUAUGCAAAUGGCAGUCAAUCACGACCUGAAUACAAAUUUUUGGCGAAAAAGCAACAGGUGGGGUAUAAACAUACCCCAGACACACCCCAGACACACCCCAGACAUACCCCAGACAGACCCCCGAACACACCCCAGGCAAAAAGUCCGAACAUACCCCAGACACACCCCGGACACACCCCGGGCAGACUUUCCGACACACCCCGGGCAGACUUUCGGACACACGCCGGACACACUUUGGGACCUCGCCACGCGAGAUGCGCAAUGCCGGCCUCCAGUUUGUCACGCGAGCCGCCAGCCUGUCGAGCUUACCGGGCCCCGUGGGCAAGGCCCAGGGGCGAAAGGCGCCCUCGGUCAGCGCGGGGACCCAAUCCCCGCGUCAUGACCUGGGGGCCAGCUUCCUUUGGGCGCUUCCCGGACACCGUACGGCCCAGGGGCAAAAGCUCCAGGUCAGCGCGGGGACGCGGUCCCCGCGUCAUGACCUAGGGGCCAGCUUUGGGCGCUUCCCGGAAACUAACCGCGCGGCCCAGUGGCAAAAGCCCUAGGCCAGCGCGGGGACUCGGUCCCCGCGUCAUGACCUAGGGGCCGGCUUUGGGCGCUUCCCGGAAACUAGCCGCACGGCCGAGGAGCAAAAGCCCUAGGUCAGCGCGGGGACUCGGUCCCCGCGUCAUGACCUAGGGGCCAGCUUUGGGCGCUUCCCGGAAACUAACCGCACGGCCCAGGGGCAAAAGCCCUAGGUCAGCGCGGGGACUCGGUCCCCGCGUCAUGACCUAGGGGCCAGCUUUGGGCGCUUCCCGGAAACUAACCGCACGGCCCAGGGGCAAAAGCCCUAGGUCAGCGCGGGGACUCGGUCCCCGCGUCAUGACCUAGGGGCCAGCUUUGGGCGCUUCCCGGAAACUAACCGCACGGCCCAGGGGCAAAAGCCCUAGGUCAGCGCGGGGACUCGGUCCCCGCGUCAUGACCUAGGGGCCAGCUUUGGGCGCUUCCCGGAAACUAACCGCACGGCCCAGGGGCAAAAGCCCUAGGUCAGCGCGGGGACUCGGUCCCCGCGUCAUGACCUAGGGGCCAGCUUUGGGCGCUUCCCGGAAACUAACCGCACGGCCCAGGGGCAAAAGCCCUAGGUCAGCGCGGGGACUCGGUCCCCGCGUCAUGACCUAGGGGCCAGCUUUGGGCGCUUCCCGGAAACCAACCGCACGGCCCAGGGGCGAAAGCCCUAGGUCAGCGCGGGGACGCGGUCCCCGCGUCAUGACCUAGGGGCCAGCUACACAUCCGGCGCCAGCUUCUUCCUUUGUGUUCUCUUUGUUCGCGGUAGGCCAACGGGCCUAGUGUGGGCAAGCCGAGGGGCUCCGUCCGCAGAUCUGCCGCGGAUCAGGGGGCGCAGGCCACACAGAGACACCGGGCUGCAGGGGCCUGCCUGCCCAGUGCCAGCCACCACAACCCCCGAACUCGUCCCAGACAAUUGCCGGAAGGUCGCCGCACGGGGACUCUGUCCCCGUGCUCGGACCUUGUUUCUCAUGCAGAUUCAGCAUUGCGGAAGCUUCUCGAAACCUGUAAUGCUAGAGCUUCCAUGCCAGACCUUCUGCGUCAUGCAAAAACAGCAUGACUCUUUCAGACCCAGACACUUUUGCAUUCGAUAGAGCAGUACCGUUUGCAAAUCCACCAAGCGUACAUCGAGAAGAAAGUGGCGCAGCGGCUCCAGAUGACCUCGUUUUCGGCCAGCGGCUCCGUGAAGCAGCGGGAGCAGGAACAGGAGCGAGUGAAAAAACAGGUCGAAGAGGAGCUGUUAGCGGUGUACGAAAAGCAGGAGCAGCACCAGAUUCAGAUGCAAAACUUUGUUCUGGAAAAAAUCGAAGAAAAGUGCGACGCCUACCGGGAGGGGUUGCCAACCAUGCGGGAAAACUUUUACCACGGCAUGAAAAAGGCGUUUUUCGACAAGGUCUCGAAUAAGGUAAAUCACGAUGUUGUCGAGCCAGCGGUGAGCGGAUUUCUGCAGAUAUCAAAAGGAAAAAUCCGUCCUCCCCAUAUCCAAACGAAGUUUGUGAUGCUGGAUUUGAGUACACAAAUCAGAUUCGUCUUGCUGGAGAGGACAACUGCAGACCCAUAUCAAGCCUGAGUAGAGAGGCUUUUACCUAGACGCUCAGCAUGAAAAACGUCCGUGCUGUAGGCCUAACGGCAUGACAAACCGCCUGCGUAAUGCGGCGGAGCCGGUGGAGUUGCCGUCUUGCAAGACAGACGCGAGUUGUGGUCACAAAUCAGCAACCCAAAUUUUCGAAAAUCUACCCCAUCAAUAUAUAUGGGGAGGAGGGAUUUUUCCUUGCGAUAGCAGAACUCCUUUGACCGCGACGCGGCAGCGGUGAUUCAGAUUAACAGCGACGGCGACAGUAUCACAGGAAAAAAGUGUUACAGUUUACACAUUUGUUGUUGUAAUUUCAGCAUCACAAAGUUGCUCUGCAUCCUAAAGAAAACUUGUAAUGCGCAGUAGACUAGAAAGGAAACCACGCAUGAAAUGAGGCUGGCAAGCAUUUCCUGCAUGACAGAGGUUGCCUGUCUUGCUCCUUGUCUUGCAUCUUCAGAGUGUGUAUUACUGUAACACUUUUUUCUCACGAUAGACAGCAUCGGCAUCGAGGGUCCGCUGCGAACCGGCGCUUACGUCGACAGCACUGGCGGCUCCGGAACUACAGCAUUAA
Molecule: messenger RNA, 9008 nt
Organism: Amoebophrya sp. A120
Lineage: Eukaryota; Dinophyceae; Syndiniales; Amoebophryaceae
Source: the annotation of a GenBank genome assembly